AUGCAACUUUCUGCCGCCCUCGUGGCCUUGGCCGCCACGUCGGUUUCCGCCGUCAAGCCCCUCAAGAUCCAGGGCAAUGAAUUCUACGAUCCCGACUCGGGCAACAAGUUCCAGGUUGUUGGCAUGGCCUACCAGCCCGGAGGCUCCUCUGGCUACAAUGCUGAGAAGCUCCAAGAUCCUCUUAGCGAUCCUGAGACUUGCAUGCGUGAUGCUGCUUUGAUGCAGGCCAUCGGCAUCAACACCGUCCGUUCCUACAACUUGAACCCCAACGCCAACCACGACGCGUGUGCCAGUAUCUUUAACGCCGCCGGUAUCUACAUGAUCAUCGACGUCAAUGCGCCCCAGAUGUCCCUCGACGCCGCCAAGCCCUGGGAAAGCUACUACAACGCUUACCUGAACCGCACCUUUGCUGUGGUAGAGGCUUUCAAGGGUUACGACAACACCCUUGCCUUCUUCUCUGCCAACGAGGCUAUCGACAGCACCAACCACACCGAGUUCACCCCUGGUUACAUCCGUGCCGUCACCCGCGACCUCCGCCAGUACAUCAAGAAGCACUCCGACCGUGACAUUCCUGUCGGUUACUCUGCCGCUGAUAUCCGCGACGUCCUUCCUGAGACCUACCACUACCUUGAGUGUGACAACGGCAAGAACGACAUGAGCGAAGGCGAGAUCUUUGCUCUUAACUCCUACUCUUGGUGCGGCCCCAAGGCUUCCUUCACCAACUCCGGCUACCAGAACAUCACCAACACCCUCAAGGAUACCCACGUCCCCGUCUUCUUCUCUGAAUACGGCUGCAACGAAGACCCCCCUCGCCUGUGGGAUGAGACCAAGUCUCUCUACGGUGACGACAUGGACAAGAUCUUCUCUGGCGGUAUCAUCUACCAGUGGACCGAGGAUGCCAACCACUACGGCAUUGUCAACAUCACCGGUGACAAGCUCACACUCAUGGAUGACUACACCCGCAUCAAGUCUAAGUUUGGCGAGCUCAACUGGAAGAACAUUCAGGGCCAGAAGGCUGCCAAGAAGGACAUCAAGGCCCCUAAGUGCGACGCCAAGAUGAUCAAGUACCCCGGAUUCGAGAAGAACUUCACCCUCCCUGUCAUUGAUGGAACCGACAAGCUCAUCUCUGAUGGCGUUAACCCCAAGCCCUCUGGCAAGUUUAUCAGCAUUGACAACUACAACGUCAAGAUGUCCGUCUUUGAUGCCCAAGGCAACGCUAUCAAGAACCUCAAGGUUGUGCCUCAAAAGGACAACCAGUUCAACAUCUAUGGCAACGUCCAGCUUGAUACUGGCAAGACUUCCGACGGCAAGACCAGCGGUGACUCUAAGGGUGGAAAGAAUGGCACCGACAAUGCUGCCGGCCUCCUCCACCCUGCUGUCUGGGCUGCUGCUAUGCCUGCGCUUGCUAUGCUCGCCUUUUAA
This is a messenger RNA of [Torrubiella] hemipterigena, 1422 nucleotides long. NCBI's taxonomy places the organism in Eukaryota, Fungi, Ascomycota, Sordariomycetes, Hypocreales, Clavicipitaceae. The record is from the annotation of a GenBank genome assembly.